UUACAUUUGGAAGAUAGCUGGACUUAAGAAUCCAGCGUACAUGAGAACGGACGAAUUUGAGAAUCAAAUCACAAGUGGACAGUAUUUUCAUGUGUUCAACGCAGUUCAUCAAAAAUUGGGAUUCAGGUACAUUUUAGCGAAACCAGUUGACGAUACAUGGAAUGAAAUGGGAGUAAAACUUGAAAAGAAGGAAGCAGACAUGGCUUAUAUUUCUUUAUUUAUGACAUAUGAUCGCUUUUCUGUGAUGGAUUUUUCUUCCCCGUUAAUGUGCCCAUCAGUUUCCUUUAUAGUAAAGGCUCCGGACAAAUUUCCGAAUUGGAGUUCUAUUAUUAAACCUUUUUCUAUUCAGAUUUGGAUCGUGUUAUUCUUCGUCUCAAUCGGAUUUGGAUUAAUUUUGCAUAAAGUGAUUGAACAUGAUUUCAUCGCAGACGAAAUUAAAGUAUAUUGGCCAAAAAGAAAAAUUUUCUGGUAUCUGUUUUGUACAUUUGUCUAUCAAGGUAUUCAAUUGAAUUAUAUAAAAAGAUUCCCAUCCAGAUUAUUAAUAGGAAUCUGGUUGCUAUCGGUUUUUGUCUUAAUAUCAAGUUACAGCGGAACCUUGAUGUCUUAUAUGACUUAUCCCAUAAUGGAGCCUGUCCCAAGAAAUUUUGACGAAUUGGCCAGAGCGGUACAAAGAGGAGAAUAUUCCUGCGGCAUAGCACCUGCGACAGCCAUAUGGAAUACAAUUAAAGUUUCUAAAUCUGAAAAUGCUAGAAUAUUCAGAGAUCAUAUUAUAGAAAAUAACAAUUUAAUAAAUAAUGAGGAUGCUGUAAAAUUAGUCCUUCAAAAGCGUUUUGCCUUUAUAGCCGUUCUGAAAUUUCUAAAAUUGUUUUUUAUCGAAGAAAAAGAAAUGUACAAAUAUAAAGUUUCGGACGAUACUCUUCUUACAUUUGUUGAAGCUUAUCCAAUGAGAAAAAAGUUUCCAAUGAAGGAGAAUGUCAGCAUUGUAAUAACUCGUCUGUUUGAAGCUGGAAUUGUUGAGAAAAUCGAUCACUCUGUAAUGGCGAACGUGCAGGCAUCAUCACAAUAUCACACUCUCACGAUGGAGGAUCUUAUUAGCCCUUUAAUAUUUCAUAAAUUGGCUCUGUUGUUCGAUAGGUAUGAACGUUAUCCAUCAUUUCUGGAAUACCAUGCACCAUUUCAUUCAAUAAAGAGAUCCAGCUAUAUAUCUACCAAUUUUCUAGUCCAUUCUUCAAUACAAUUUGUAUUUGUUAUGAAUGGGGUUAUUAGUGAUAAUGAUAUUGUUGAAGACUCUGAUGGUGAAGAACAUCAGUGGAGAUAG
Molecule: messenger RNA, 1318 nt
Organism: Centruroides sculpturatus (bark scorpion)
Lineage: Eukaryota; Metazoa; Arthropoda; Arachnida; Scorpiones; Buthidae
Product: glutamate receptor ionotropic, delta-2-like
Exons: 11
Coding region: 41-1318 (425 amino acids)
Cellular component (GO): membrane
Molecular function (GO): ligand-gated monoatomic ion channel activity
Source: RefSeq, a predicted model, not a curated record